AUGGGGGCUCUGGAAGUGGCGGAAGUUUCCUUUCUAAGCUCGAAAACCGACGACCAACGCAAAGUGGUUGAGAUGAUGUCGGCCUACCCUGGAGACCAGUGUGUGGUGCAAACACUUCAAGAGGCAUCACCCAUGCCUCUGGCCGCAGCUGCUGCCACCACUCCGGCACGUAGUGACAGCCACUGCAUCGGUGGGCAGUUCCUCGCAGCACUCGCCUCAUCAGGGGGCACCGCUGGGCAACACCAGAACAUACGCGACAUGGACAUCAUCCACGUAGACACCUUUGUACACUACCUCUCACAUAACCAAACAGUUACGGGACGCAGGUGCAGUGGUGUGAUCGACAACUACGAGACUGCGGAGGGGGUGUCGUUGCCACGGAGCACUUACAACCACUACCUGCGGCACUGCGGGGAACACAAGCUGGAACCCGUCAAUGCCGCUUCCUUUGGAAAGCUCAUCCGUUCCGUUUUCCUCGGCUUGCGCACACGACGCCUUGGCACUCGGGGCAACUCCAAGUACCACUACUAUGGCAUCCGGGUGAAGCCCAACUCGCCACUCAACCAGAUCUCGGAGGAAGUGACCACCACUGCUCUGCGGCAGCAGUCAGCGACACAGGCGAAAAGAUUUCGACUGAGUGGGGCCAAGUCUGGCCUGUCGGACACGCCCGAGUCUGGUGCAGCCGUCCCAAGCCAAGGGCAGGCAGCCGAUGCGCCAGGGUCCACUUCGAGUGCAGCACCACCCGUUGCGGCACAGCAACCUGCUCAGCAGCAUCUGCAGUUUCUGGGCGAUGCCUGGGCCGUUCCGGUGCUCGCCGAGGUGGACUUCGGCAAGCCCCUUCCCGACGGGCUCUCCAAGAAGGACCUCGAGGCAUUCCGGCGGCUCUACCAGGACCACUGUGAUGCCUUCUUGGAGGCUGUGAUGAACCUGCACUUUUCGACUGUUGAGUCCCUGUGGCAAGACCUGUGGGGAAGUGCCAGCAGUGACUGCGGGGAGCAGGAGAAAGGCCUGAGCCAGUCUAAGCUGCGCUUGCUGAGCAAGUGUGAGGCUGUGCAGAAGUUUGUGCAGCAUGCCGACUACCAGUUCUACCAGAACCUGGUGGACGUCCUCAUCCCCGACGUCCUACGGCCCAUUCCCAGCUCCUUGACUCAGGCCAUCCGAAAUUUUGCCAAGAGCCUCGAGGGCUGGCUGACCUCGGCCAUGCAGGGCUGUCCCGAGGACAUGGUCAAGAUCAAGAUUGGGGCUGUGAGUGCUUUUGCACAAACCCUGCGCCGAUACACCUCGCUCAACCACCUGGCGCAGGCAGCACGGGCUGUACUCCAGAACUCAUCCCAGAUCAACCAGAUGCUCUCUGACCUCAACCGGGUGGACUUCCACAACGUCCAGGAGCAGGCAUCGUGGGUGUGCCAGUGUGAGGACAGCUUAGUGCGUCAGCUCGAGCAAGACUUCAAGCUGACCCUCCAGCAGCAGACCUCACUCGAGCAGUGGGCCGCCUGGCUUGACAGCGUCGUUGGCCAGGUGCUCGAGCCGUUCCAAGGACGGCCCGAGUUGCCCCGUGCUGCUCGACAGUUCCUGCUCAAGUGGUCCUUCUACAGCUCGAUGGUAAUCCGUGACCUGACGUUGCGGAGUGCGGCCAGCUUUGGGUCGUUCCACCUGAUCCGCCUCCUGUACGACGAGUACAUGUUCUACCUGGUGGAGCACCGAGUGUCCAAGGCCACGGGAAAGACACCCAUUGCCGUCAUGGGAGAGUUCCUGGGCAUGGGAGCCAAGGGAGCCUCCUACAGUGCACUGAGCUGUGACGUGGUUGUUGAAAAUGGCUCGUCGCCAUCCUCGUCUUCGACCAGCUCGACACGUCCAACCUCGGCCGGGUACAGCAUGGUUCUGGCCAAUGGCUGGCCAGCCACCAUCGUGAGUCAGGCACCAAUGGUGGAAAACGAAAGCUCUCCAGCCAAGAAGCUCAAGAGUGUCUAGUCAGUGGAAGGUGUCGCCAGCUAGGAACCGCUGUGGCCUCAAUCACGUGGCUUCUGGAGGAAGCACGCCUUGUCAAAUUUCAUGUCCUAAUUUUCUUACUGGUGAAAAAAAAAAAAAAGACUCCUGUUUUUAUCGCCUGAAGGAGGUGAUGAAUUAAGAUAGUUGUGUCGCUGUCAUUCUUGAGAGAGCAAGUUCCACGCCAUCGUUUGCUGCCUGAUUCGCAGGUCGGUUCAGUGUGACUGCAAGCUGAGGCCAGAAACUGGCUGCAUGAACAGUUGGCAAGGAAAGACUCUGAGCUGCCUUUCUGCCCGAGG
Messenger RNA from Rhipicephalus sanguineus (brown dog tick), 2285 nucleotides. RefSeq names its product transcription factor RFX3-like. Gene Ontology annotation, biological process: regulation of transcription by RNA polymerase II. Gene Ontology annotation, molecular function: DNA-binding transcription factor activity, RNA polymerase II-specific; RNA polymerase II cis-regulatory region sequence-specific DNA binding. The record is from RefSeq and is a predicted model, not a curated record. Lineage: Eukaryota; Metazoa; Arthropoda; Arachnida; Ixodida; Ixodidae.